Molecule: messenger RNA, 1391 nt
Organism: Myotis daubentonii (Daubenton's bat)
Lineage: Eukaryota; Metazoa; Chordata; Mammalia; Chiroptera; Vespertilionidae
Gene: BID
Product: BH3 interacting domain death agonist
Exons: 6
Coding region: 69-890 (273 amino acids)
Biological process (GO): positive regulation of release of cytochrome c from mitochondria; positive regulation of intrinsic apoptotic signaling pathway; positive regulation of extrinsic apoptotic signaling pathway
Cellular component (GO): cytoplasm; cytosol; mitochondrion
Source: RefSeq, a predicted model, not a curated record
GGCUUCCGGCUCGCAGCCGCCCGGUGCGCACGGAGCCGAGGCGGGAGAGUGGGGACCCGCGCGGCUCCAUGGUUCACUCCCUUUGCCGCGAGGCCCUGGCCUUCUGGGGGUUGGGAGAGGUUUUGUCCUUUCCGCCCCACGUGAACCUCGGGUUUGGCAGCCGUCUGUGGGGCCUCAGCCCGCCACAAUGCAGGGGGAGCAGAGUGGAGAUCGGUCUGCUGCCUUGGACACCUAUGAGCCGGAAUCCAGUCAAGCCUCCAGCUGCCUGUGCCAUGGAUCCCAAGGGCAGCAAUGGUUCAGGCCUCCAGGAUGAACGUAUUACAGACUUGCUGGUGUUUGGCUUCCUUCAAAACUGCUCCAACUACAAUUUCCACAAAGAGCUGCAGGUGUUGGGCCAUGACCUAUCUGUGCCAGCUUGUCUAUGGGAAAACCAUGAUGAUGAACUGCAGACUGAUGGCAGCCAGUACAGCCACUUUGUCCUGGAGAGCCGGGAGACAGAUUCUGAGAGUCAGGAUGAAAUCAUCCAGAAUAUCGCCAGGCAACUUGCCCAUAUCGGGGACAGGAUGGACCGCAGCAUCCCCCCAAGACUGGUGAAUCACCUGGCAAUACAGUUUAUGAAUGGGGACCUGUCAGAGGAAGAAAGAAGGGAGUGCCUUGCUGCUGCCCUGGAGCAGGUCAUGCACACUUAUCCUAAAGAUAUGGAGAAGGAGAAGACCAUGCUGAUGUUGACCAUGCUGUUGGCCAAAAAGGUGGCCGAUCACACACCAUCCUUGCUCCAUGAUGUCUUUCGCACAACAGUGAAUCUUAUUAAUCAGAACCUACUCACCUAUGUGAGAAACUUAGUCAGAAAUGUAAGAACCAGUGAUGUCAGCUCCUUGGCAUUUCACUAAAUCCUCUUGGUGUCUGUCUACUCCCUACAUCCAUUCCCCUUUAAGGAGAUGGACUGAAUGGAUGACUGCAAAGCGUGUCUGGUUACAGUGGUUCUCAACCUUCCUAAUGCCGCGACCCUUUAAUACAGUUCCUCAUGUUGUGACCCAACCAUAAAAUUAUUUUUGUUGCUACUUCAUAACUGUAAUUUUGCUACUGUUAUGAGUCGUAAUGUAAUUAUAUAUGUGUUUUCCGAUGGUCUUAGGUGACCCCUGUGAAAGGGUCGUUCAACUGCCAAAGGGGUUACGACCCACAGGUUGAGAACCGCUGGGUUAAAACUUGAUACAGGACAGCAGUUAGCUGCCUCUGGUGGAGAUGGAGUCGUGACCACUUAGAGUUCUUAGAGAAGACAGGCACAAGAUAACAGUUAUUUAUUUCUCACUAUUUUUAAAGGUGAUGUUUUAGGCCCGUGACCCAUUAGAAAUCUCUACAGUAACAUACUUGAAUAAAAAUGUCAAGUUGGA